AUGCCUUUCACUCAGAAACACCCAAUCAUUCUGCCAAAGUCUUCCGUUACAGCACUUAUAAUCGAGCAUGAGCACCUCCUAAACCUCCACUCCGGAACUCAAGCUACUUUAUAUGCCUUGAGAAAAUCUUAUUGGCCUAUCGACGGCCGUAGUCAAGUGUGGAGCACGCUGAAGAAGUGCGUCCGUUGCUGCAGAGCCAAUCCACCUCCAGUGAAUUAUGUCAUGGGCGAUCUCCCAGUCGCACGAAUAACAGAAUCUCGGCCGUUUACCAACGUCGGAGUCGACUACUGCGGACCCUUUUACAUCAAGGAACGAAAGGACCGCAACCGACGUAAGGUCAAGGUAUAUGUAGCAAUCUUCAUAUGUCUUGCAGUUAAAGCAGUCCACAUCGAGCUGGUCAGCGACCUCACUAGCGAGGCCUUCAUUGCGGCUCUGCGAAGAUUCAUUGCUCGCCGAGGAUUCUGCCUAACGAUUUAUUCAGACAACGGUACCAAUUUCGUUGGCGCCAACAACGAACUACGAGAGCUCCGAAACCUCCUGCAGUCCGACGAUCACAAGGUAAAGGUUCAGUCCUUUUUAGCCGAUCGACGGAUCGAAUGGCGCUUCAUUCCGCCCAACUCACCCCACUUUGGCGGGUUAUGGGAGGCUGCAGUGAAAUCCUUCAAACGACACCUCAGACGUGUCGCAGGCAACGAGCUCCUUACCUUUGAAAACAUGAACACACUUAUCAUUGAGAUCGAGGCUAUCCUCAAUUCCCGUCCGCUUACUUCAAUAUCCACAGAUCCAAACGAUCUCCUUGUCCUUACUCCCGGUCACUUCCUCAUCGGAGACGCAUUAACUAGCAUUCGAGAACGAGAUUUCAGGGAUACUCCAUCCAAUCGUCUCUCAAGCUGGCAACACCUCCAGAAAAUCAAACAGCACUUCUGGCGCCGCUGGCAUCGAGAAUAUCUCAACGAGCUAAACAUUCGGAACAAAUGGAGCAAGGGGAGUCACGGCAUACGAGAAGGCACCAUCAUCAUACUCAGAGAAGACAACGUCCCCCCAAUGCAGUGGCCAUUGGGCAGAGUCAUCAAGGUACAACCCGGCGCAGACGGCAUCAUACGGACGGCCACCGUCCGAACGGCAACGAGCACACUGGAUCGGAGCAUCAAGCGGAUGGUACCACUACCAAGCAGAUCGACAUCAGAGGACACCGAUGCCAUCAUCAACAGCGAGGAAUUUUGAAGAGAUCCA
This is a messenger RNA of Bombus pyrosoma, 1233 nucleotides long. RefSeq lists its product as uncharacterized. The transcript has a single exon. The record is from RefSeq and is a predicted model, not a curated record. The coding region runs from base 1 to 1224 and encodes 407 amino acids. Gene Ontology annotation, biological process: DNA integration. Lineage: Eukaryota; Metazoa; Arthropoda; Insecta; Hymenoptera; Apidae. Gene Ontology annotation, molecular function: nucleic acid binding.